CUCUCUCGAUGCGAUUACAAUUAAACUCAUAGCUCCUGGAGCGCGUGUGCGCGUGAUAGUGAUUGUUCGCCAUGGCUCCUGGCCCGUCGCUGACGUUGCGCAAAGGCCGACAGUUUCGGUCGUUGGCGAGCCGAAGGCCGGACGGGGAGUGCCGUGCUGGACCAAGGAUCCGGACUACUGGACGACCUGCCGGAUCGCCCAGCGAUGUGCCGCCGCUGCGCUGGCCCGUGUGGUGUGGCAACUCUUGGCAGAGCCGCAAGACGAGGGCGCUUGACGGUGCCGCAGCGCCUGCACCACCCCGCGGACCCGCCGCAUGGUGUAAGAAGUGCAUCGCUUGAAGGAAAGGAGAGCCCGCCACGGUCUACAGGGCUGCGCUGUCGUCUUCCUCAUCCUCAAGCAGCAACACGAAUAGCGAUCCUUCGAGCAGACCGCCAGCCACUGGCGCGGCUAGUAAGUUCCUCCGCCCACCGUUCGGAUUUACCGCCUCAGCCGGCCAGUGAUUGGCGCCCGCUGCGCGGCGUGGCGACCCCGACGGCAUUGGGCGGCGAGCCGUUCGCCGCCCCGUGCGCAAGAUCGCGAAGCGCUGCCCCCCGCAAGGGGGGUGGUGGGGACGCGGCGCGAGCCAGGCGCGCGCCGUCUGUGGUUCGCCCUCGUGCCGUUGGGCUGUGUGCCCCGCGCCCUCGGCCCGCCUUUCUAGCCGCCCGUCGUGGGGCAGUGGCGCCGGCCGGCGAUCCCAUGCGGAGCAGGGCUGUCCAAGUAGCCUCCCCGAUGCCGAUCGUCGUUGGCAGCUUCCACCCCGCCGCCCCGGUGCUGGAUUCGAUUUAUGGCAUUUAUGGGCGCUGGCGCCUUGCGCCAAUUGUUGGAAGGAUGGAGGUGGAGUGCGCGUUGCCCCGGCGUCGUCAGCGAUCUGGCGCAACGCCCGCACUGCUGCGAGUGCUUCGCCGGGGCGCAUGCCGGCAACGAAAGAGAUUUUGAAGUAU
This is a messenger RNA of Amoebophrya sp. A120, 980 nucleotides long. The record is from the annotation of a GenBank genome assembly. NCBI's taxonomy places the organism in Eukaryota, Dinophyceae, Syndiniales, Amoebophryaceae.